Molecule: messenger RNA, 1602 nt
Organism: Lodderomyces orthopsilosis Co 90-125
Lineage: Eukaryota; Fungi; Ascomycota; Pichiomycetes; Serinales; Debaryomycetaceae
Product: chaperonin-containing T-complex subunit
Exons: 1
Coding region: 1-1602 (533 amino acids)
Biological process (GO): protein folding
Cellular component (GO): chaperonin-containing T-complex
Molecular function (GO): ATP binding; ATP hydrolysis activity; ATP-dependent protein folding chaperone
Source: RefSeq, a predicted model, not a curated record
AUGACUUCUGUAACUAGACCCCAGCAGGCACCAUCCAAUGCUACCUUCAAGGAUAAGGAAAAGCCUCAAGAAGUACGCAGGGCCAAUAUUUUAGCAGCGAGAGCAGUAUCCGAUGCAAUUAGAACCUCAUUAGGUCCAAAAGGAAUGGACAAGAUGAUUAGAACGAAUAAAGGCGAAAUCAUCAUUUCCAAUGAUGGUGCAACCAUAUUGAAACAUAUGGCAGUCUUGCACCCAGCUGCAAAAAUGCUUGUUGAUGUGAGUCAUGCGCAAGACGUGGAAGCUGGAGAUGGAACAACAACAGUUGCCAUUUUGACAGGUGCUUUAUUAGGGGCUGCAGAGAGGCUAUUGAACAAGGGCAUACAUCCUACAUUGAUUGCCGAAUCGUUUCAAAGAGCUGCCCAGCGUAGUGUUGAAAUCCUUUUGGAUAUGUCUUCAAAGAUCAAAUUGGAUGAUAGGGAGCUAUUGAUUAAAGCGGCUUCAACCUCAUUGAGUUCAAAAAUUGUGUCACAAUACUCACUGUUGUUGGCUCCAUUGGCAGUCGACUCCGUCUUGAAAGUCAUCAAUGAUGAAAAGAACAAUGUCGAUUUGAAUGAUAUUCGUUUGGUAAAGAAGUUGGGAGGUACAAUUGAUGACACGGAGUUGAUCAAUGGUGUCGUGUUGACCCAAAAUGUUGUGAAAAAUGCAGGAGGACCAACUAGGAUAGAAAAGGCUAAAAUCGGAUUAAUACAAUUUCAAUUGUCACCACCGAAACCAGAUAUGGAAAACAAUGUCGUAGUCAAUGACUACAGACAAAUGGACAAAAUUCUCAAGGAGGAGAGAGCAUACUUGUUGAACAUAUGUAAGAAGAUAAAAAAAGCCAAAUGUAAUGUCUUGUUGAUUCAAAAGUCUAUCUUGAGAGAUGCUGUCAAUGACUUGGCUUUACACUUUUUAUCAAAAUUAAACAUCAUGGUUAUCAAGGACAUUGAAAGAGAUGAAGUCGAAUUCUUAUCCAAAGCGGUGGGAUGUAAGCCAAUUGCCGAUGUUGACAACUUCACCGAAGAUAGGUUAGGUUCAGCUGACUUAGUAGAGGAGAUUGAAAGCUCUAGCUCCAAAAUUGUUCAAAUAACAGGAAUCACUUCGAAAACCACCCAACCUACCGUUUCCAUUGUUGUGAGAGGAGCAAACAAUUUAGUUGUUGAUGAAACUGAAAGAUCAUUACACGAUGCAUUGUGUGUUGUUAGGUGCUUGGUAAAAGAAAAAGCAUUGAUUGCCGGAGGUGGUGCACCAGAAAUUGAAGUCUCAAGACAAUUGAUGAAGGAGUCGAAUAAAUUGUUUGGUGUAGAACAAUUUGUUUAUCAGGAGUUUGCCCUUGCUUUAGAGGUAAUACCCACAACGUUAGCUGAAAACGCUGGAUUGAAUCCUAUAAACGUUGUUACAGACUUAAGAAACAGACAUGAAAACGGAGAAAAAAACGCAGGUAUAUCCGUUAGAAGAUCUGGAGCUUCAAAUACAUUUGACGAGCACGUAUUGCAACCAGUAUUGGUGAGUACUAGUGCUAUUGUUUUGGCUUCCGAGUGUGUAAAAUCUAUUUUGAGAAUUGAUGAUAUCCAAUUCAGUCGCUAA